CAGACACCCAGUCACGUGAUACCAUCAUGUGACUGGGUUCAAAGUUGAAAGUCAAAUAACACUGCAGCUCUUCAGCAUGGCGGUGCAAGUGGGAUACAGAACCCUGCUGCAAGCCUUCCGCGUGCAGGCAUCAGGCCGAGACGGUGUGUGCCGGCUGGCAGCGGCCUCCUCCUGCUCCAGACAAUAUGUUUUCUCCGGUAAAGGCUCGCCUUCUCUCCUGAACGGUCACGGAGCAGUGACACGACACUACAGCUCGGACUCCAAGGAGGACCUGCGCGUCAGACACCUGGACGGAGAAGACGCCGGUAUUGUUGUCGUUGGGAUUAAUCGACCAAAAGCAAAAAAUGCCAUAAGCAAAAAUCUGGUCAAAAUGAUGUUUGAGGUUGUGGAGGAUGUCAAGAAGAAUAACAAAGUGCGCAGUGUCAUAAUAUGCAGUUUGGUUCCUGGGAUCUUCUGUGCAGGUGCAGACCUGAAGGAGAGGGCCAAGAUGCAUCAGAGUGAAGUGGGACCGUUUGUGUCCAAAGCAAGAGCCCUCAUCACAGAGCUGGGUAACCUGCCAGUACCAACAAUUGCUGCUAUUGAUGGAGCUGCCUUAGGAGGAGGCUUGGAAAUGGCCCUUGCUUGUGACAUCCGAAUUACCUCCAAUACUGCCAAAUUGGGACUUGUUGAGGCCAAACUUGGGAUUAUUCCUGGAGCAGGUGGUACACAGCGUCUACCCCGCGUGAUUGGUGUCUCUCUUGCUAAGGAGCUCAUCUUUGCUGCCCGGGUGGUGGAUGGAGCCGAAGCGUGUCGCCUGGGUCUCUCCAGUCAUUCUGUGGAGCAGAAUGAGAGUGGAGAUGCUGCCUACCUGCGGGCUCUGGAGCUCGCCCGCGAGUUCAACCCUCAGGGUCCAAUUGCAAUAAGGAUGGCAAAACUGGCCAUCAACCAGGGGAUAGAGGUGGAUUUAUCUACAGGUCUAGCGAUUGAAGAAGCAUGCUAUGCCCAGGUGAUCCCGACUAAAGAUCGAUUGGAGGGUUUGUCUGCAUUCAAGGAGAAGAGGCGACCUCACUUCAAGGGCGAGUGAAGCUCCACUCCUUCCAGAAACUACACACAGAGUGAUGCCUUCAGCUCUCCUACUACUCCACUGCUUCCAACAUAUUUACGGGUGAAACUGUACAUGUCAGCACAUUAACUUGUACAGUCCCCAGAGGACGAGCGCAGGACACGGGGGUGGCUCCUGGCUCGUGUUUUUGCCAGUGAAUUGAAUGAAGUGUAAAGCACUUGCUGUGUGUGUCGACUACAACCAAGCAAACUAACCAAUCAUUAGCCACUGCUUACUAUAUUUAGAAACUUACUUUGCUAACUUAAAACAUGAAUGACUUAAAAUAUUAUUAGUUAUUUAUUUGAAGUAUGAUUGACAGGUGGUCACUAACCCUCUUGACUAAUGAACCAAUCAAAGAGCCAUUGAUAUUUCUGGUUUAUUGCUUCUUUUUUUUACUUAAAUAGAAACGUACCACUGUGUUCACAACACGGAGUAACACCAGAGGUGUCUGCAUGAAGUCAUAAAACACACUGGGGUUUCUCUCAUUUCAAUCAUUUCCAGAGAGUGGAAUUUUGGAUUUGAGAUUUAUUGUCACAAUGUGUAGGAUUUAACGAUUUCUGACUUUGCCUCCCUGUGGUAGUGACAAAAAAGACAUGUGACCCAUGAUGCAUAGGCUGAAAACAACGGAUAGACUAAAUCUAGUAUCAGCAGAAAUGUUUCUAAAGAUCAACACUAAUCAGAAUAAUGUUAACAUGCAAUGAUGGAAGAAAAACACUCUGUGACAAAAGCUUUGAGGACCACAAAGUAACUUUCCUGUGCCUCUAAGUGCUUCACAGUUCACUGACACAUUGGCCUAGUGUGUAGUACUAAUGCGAUGCUUAACUAAACAACACAGUACAAACAUCGCUGUCACUCAGUGAAACAUUUCAGAAAUAUGGGUUACCCUUAAAACUACCUCAUUUAAAUUAUAUCGACAUAAUCCAAAAACAUGUGAUUUUAAGCAUUAAGCUUUGUUCUUAACUUUGGAAAAAGUAGGGAGACAAAAAAACUCCACUGACAGGGUCACACAUCUAAUACCUUUAAUCAGUGGAUUGGGCGUGUUCAGUUGGUGCUGAAUUGAUAGUUUGCUCAUACUGAGAGAACUUCAUCUGCUGAUCCAGAUACACAAGCCCUGGAAAAAGUGUGUAAGUGGACCUUGAUUUUUUUUCCCCCCCAAACAUAUUUGAUAUUACAUCUUUUUUUCAAAGCCAACAAACACACUUAAACUGCUGUUAUGAAAGUGUUGAUGAAUAAGUCGCAGUGAAGAUGAUUUUAUGUUAUUUACCUGAGUGAGCCCGGGGCUCCAUCAGAGUGGGACAGCCCACAGGGCAUGACAAAAUAUGUUACGGUUGCAAAUAAAACUUCUGUCUCACUGAAA
Cottoperca gobio is the source of this 2438-nucleotide messenger RNA. RefSeq names its product AU RNA binding protein/enoyl-CoA hydratase (gene auh). Gene Ontology annotation, biological process: fatty acid beta-oxidation. The record is from RefSeq and is a predicted model, not a curated record. Lineage: Eukaryota; Metazoa; Chordata; Actinopteri; Perciformes; Bovichtidae. Gene Ontology annotation, molecular function: enoyl-CoA hydratase activity. The transcript is spliced from 10 exons. Bases 77 to 1063 code for a protein of 328 amino acids. Gene Ontology annotation, cellular component: mitochondrion.